Brenthis ino (lesser marbled fritillary) is the source of this 1020-nucleotide messenger RNA. The record is from the annotation of a GenBank genome assembly. NCBI's taxonomy places the organism in Eukaryota, Metazoa, Arthropoda, Insecta, Lepidoptera, Nymphalidae.
AUGAACGAACUUGACAGCCUACGCCAGGAGGCGGAAACACUCAAGAAUGCCAUCCGGGACGCUCGCAAAGCAGCAUGCGACACGUCGCUUGCGCAGGCCACCGGCAGCCUGGAGCCGAUCGGGCGCAUACAGAUGCGUACGCGCCGCACUCUGCGCGGUCACCUCGCCAAGAUCUAUGCGAUGCACUGGGGAAGUGACUCCAGGAACCUAGUGUCCGCCAGCCAGGACGGCAAGCUUAUAGUGUGGGACAGUCACACGACGAACAAGGUGCACGCGAUCCCGCUCCGCUCCUCGUGGGUGAUGACCUGCGCGUACGCACCCUCCGGCUCCUACGUAGCGUGCGGUGGACUGGACAACAUAUGUUCUAUUUAUAGCUUGAAAACGCGCGAGGGCAACGUGCGCGUGUCCCGCGAGCUGCCCGGCCACUCCGGCUACCUGUCCUGCUGCCGGUUCCUGGACGACAACCAGAUCCUGACCUCCUCCGGAGAUAUGACCUGCGCCCUGUGGGAUAUAGAAACAGGACAGCAGUGCGGCCAGUUCACCGGACACACAGGAGAUGUGAUGUCGCUAUCCCUCGCGCCGGACCAGAGGAGUUUCGUCUCUGGGGCCUGCGACGCAUCAGCCAAGCUAUGGGAUAUACGCGAUUGUCAGUGCAAGCAGACCUUCCCGGGACACGAAAGUGAUAUCAACGCGGUCACCUUCUUCCCAUCAGGAUUUGCGUUUGCAACUGGCUCGGAUGAUGCCACCUGUCGCAUGUUCGAUAUCCGCGCAGACCAGGAGUUGGCAAUGUACUCGCAUGAUAACAUCAUCUGCGGCAUCACGUCGGUGGCGUUCUCGAAGUCCGGCCGUCUGCUGUUGGCUGGAUAUGAUGAUUUCAAUUGUAACGUGUGGGACUCGAUGAAGAGCGAACGUGCUGGCAUCCUCGCUGGCCACGACAACCGCGUGUCGUGUCUUGGCGUCACCGAGAACGGGAUGGCCGUCGCCACCGGCUCCUGGGACUCGUUCCUCCGCAUCUGGAAC